Molecule: messenger RNA, 1971 nt
Organism: Cladophialophora immunda
Lineage: Eukaryota; Fungi; Ascomycota; Eurotiomycetes; Chaetothyriales; Herpotrichiellaceae
Exons: 2
Coding region: 1-1971 (656 amino acids)
Source: RefSeq, a predicted model, not a curated record
AUGGAUAGCUCGCUGAGCCCGCAAGACGGCACGGUGGCGAACCGUGUUCGAGUCUUCCAGGGCGUCCAGCAGCUCAAGACAGAUUUCCCCCCCUUCACUCUGCCUCCUCGCGUCGUCACCCGACCCCGAGACUCCAGUCUCUCCUCUGGUCCAGGGCGGAGGGAAGACUCCGAUUUCGCUCCUCCGACUGGACGAGCGUGCAGGGAUGGCAGCGAAGGUAUCAGCGGAGACGGACGUCGUCCCGUGGCCUCCGUCCUCUACAACGGGGUAAAACUUCGCGGGCAAGGAGACAGCCACCAGAUUGUUCCUCUGCGGCCUUUCACCAGCUUGGACGGGCCCGGUGAUGAAAGAGCCCCUGCCCACCGGCCAGCCCUGCGCCAAGUCGGCCAUCCACUCCGUCGGCAACAUCGCUCAAUGGAGAACGUGGGUGACGAUCCUGCACUGGAGAUUGCCAUGGCGAGAUCUCGACUUCGCUCCGUUGCCCCGAAGCAACAGGUCGUCCGGGAAGAGCCAUCGCGCGGCCGAUCGCACACGAUGGACGAGUUGAAUAACAUGUUGGAUGAUGCAAUCAAGAAUAGCUCACCCAAACCCGAUGUCACUUCCACCGAGCAGCCUGGCAAUCUCGCCCCAAAGCCCGGUUUUGUCCUCCGUCGAGCAUCCACCCGGCAAGAUCGUCGUCCCUCGCAGUCUCGUCCUCGAUCCACUCGCAGAAGCACCGAAUCCGUCGCGCCGCGUAGCAGCGAGGAAUCGACGAGAGUCGAGUACGAGGGGGGAAAGGAGACGGAGCGGCCAAAACAGCACGACGCGGCCGGCAAAGAGCCUCACGAGCCAGUGUCUCCUGCGGCUCCGCGGUUGAACGCAGUUGCAGAUCCAGCCGGUGAACUGAGUCCUGUCAAGCAGAGAGCUGCCAUGUUCGAGAGCCUCAGCAAAAAGCCCACCGGUCACGACCAAGUUUGUCAACAUUUUGGGCACGAACAUAAGGCCCCGCACCAGCAUCAGCACCACCACCCUCCUCCACGCAAAGAGACCAAGAAGAUCCACCGUAUCAAGUUUGGAGACACGAUUGAAGAAAGACCGGGCACCCCCUUGAUUCCCUUGACGCUGCCGACCCUCGUCACGCAAGAAAAAACCAGCAGACCUCCUAGCACAAUGAGACAAGAGCACGCCGACGUCGAACUCCCCGGGCCCGUCGAAGAAGAGCCGGCGAGCGACGAUGUUUUUAAGGAGGAGAGGAAGCCUUCAUUGAGCUGGCCUUUCCGAUGGAGCAUUUUUAACAAGGGAGCCUCUGUGCCACCUCAGGAGACCGACACACCUUCCGGUGAUGCGGAGGCGAAGGACGAACACUAUCCCACCACUCGGCAUAGUAUUGUCAGGAGCAAAGUUCAGGAUCUGUUACAAGCUGCGAAUGAGAAGGACGGUGCAGAGCAGCGACGCCGAGACGUAGAGAGGGAACGUCUCCGCCGAAGAUCAACCCAAGCUCAACCACCGCGAAGGCACACCGAAGCAAAUCGCGACGAGACGAGGCAGGAGAGAGCCGCCGAACCCGACCCAGUGGAGUCUCCGAGCAAGGAGCUUCUUGAAAGCCUGAAAAUCCCCGCAGAGACGGGCGACAACAAGCUGACCCCCAGGACCCCUCUUCAACGUGCCAUGUCGGAAAAACAGGUGUUGGCGCCACCCACGCGGGCUGAUCCAGACAGUGAAUCAGGAAGUCCACGGAAACCUCCGCCUCAGACCCUCAUUCGUGGAAGAUCCAUCUCCACCCAUCGGCCAUCCCUUGGGGAACACAAACGCUCCGUGCAGCAGCAGUUCAGCCUGAGUCCGGGGCCAAGCCGCAGUGGAUCGAAACAACGGCAGGGCGUCAAGGUGGAGGUGGAGAUCCGUGACAGCCCCGAGCGCGAGGCUAGGGACAGGGGGGACAAGAUUGUCAUCAUCAGGGCCGAUGUUUCUGAGAUGGACGAUGAAGGGAGAUGA